UACGACGAGCACCUGACGCAGCUGGAGAAUGACAUCUGCCACGCCCAGGAGGCGGCCAUCGCUGCCGCCAUGCAGGACGAGGAUCAGGACGGCAGCAACCUGCCCUCCAACCCUAACAGUCCACAGCCUGGUGAUGGAGAUAUGGAGGAGGACAGUCUGAUGGACAACACCACCACGGCUCACGAUGAGAGCUGGGAGAGCGCCCCGCCCAUGGAGCCGCAGCCCGGCCCGUCACGGGAGUCAGUUGGAGACUCAGACUUCAUCGACGUGGUGGGAGACGAGGAAGCCAUGGUGACGGACCGGUCCAAGCGUGUGAGGGGGGAGGAGGGUACAGGUAAGCAGGGGGACAGUUGAUGGAGGACCUGCUGGUGUCAGAGAGUGAGAGUGACGCGGAGAGCGACCUUCCCUACACCAGACAGGACAGCGACCUCUCCGACUACUAUGAUCAAGGAGACAAUGGUAGCAGCCGGCCUGUGUCUGCUGCCUUUGACAGCUACCAGAAUGAGGACUCCAACUUUGACUACAGCUAUGAUGUGGAAGAUGAAGACAGCCGUCUCCCUGAUGAAGACUCGAACCUCCCGACCGACCUGAACCUGUCUGAAGAUGACGAUGAGGAAGACUCUCGUUACGCGGAUGACAACGCCCAGUUCCCUGACAUCAGCAACCCGUACUUCCCGCAGCAGCAGCCACUAGCACAGCGCUCGCUGCAGUUCAGCGACCAGUUCUUUGAGGAGGUGAACCAGGCGGCCGGAGGGGAUUCCCUGCAGGCAGCGGAGGGGCUGGACACCAGGGACCUGGUCGCUCAGGCCAUGGCGGAAAUCGACAACAAAGAAAGUGACGGAGAAGACUUUGUGUCUGUGGGAGGAGAUCUUAGUGAGGAGAGCUCAGAUCCAGAUGUGUAACAAUGUACCAGAUUGAUGUUCAGAUGAGAGAAGUGUCCAUCAUUAUCAAACUCUUAUAUAGAAACCAGUAGAAACAUAUAGCAACAGCUAACGGCUGCUAACCCAUUGAAGUAUUGUUUUCUCGUGAAAAGAACAAAGUAAAUAAUUAACCCACACCACGGUGUUUUGGUGUUAAACUUGACACAAAACUGUUUAAAAUGCUUUUUGUAUAGAAAAGAGAAGUAAGACAUGGAUUUUUCUUUGUUACCAAAUGUAAAGCUUGUACAGGAAAAUAGAAUGCCAGAUAUAACUGAAAUAUAAAGAUGCAUCUUUCGGAUGGAAAUUUCAAGCAUAUGGAAGAAGGCAUAAGACUGUACCUGUACAUAAAUACUUUUGUUACUCUGUGAAGAAGGUAUACCUCCUGGUGGAGUAUCGUGGGUAGACGGUUUUUCGUCUUCAAAGUCAAAACACUGGGUUCCCUUUGUUUAAUCGGCAUGCAAUUUCAUACGUCAUCUGCAGGCAUGCCCGUGUCGAUGCACGUGUCUUUUAUUUUUACCGUUGCUGUUUUUGCCGUCAAUGUAAUAUUUACAAUGCACCCCUACAUUUAUGAAGCAAAUUGGAAUGGUCCAGAAAACCCGUUGUUUUGAAUGGGGGGGGGGUGGCUUCAGGCAGAUAUGGGGAGGGGUCGAUAAGUAGUACCAGAUGUUUCGGCCCUUGUAUAAGAUAUGGGGCCAUUUUUGGAAGAUGUUCACAGUAAAAACGCAUUGUUCU
Branchiostoma belcheri (Belcher's lancelet) is the source of this 1652-nucleotide messenger RNA. RefSeq lists its product as uncharacterized. The transcript is spliced from 5 exons. The coding region runs from base 354 to 902 and encodes 182 amino acids. The record is from RefSeq and is a predicted model, not a curated record. NCBI's taxonomy places the organism in Eukaryota, Metazoa, Chordata, Leptocardii, Amphioxiformes, Branchiostomatidae.